Molecule: messenger RNA, 975 nt
Organism: Aspergillus tanneri
Lineage: Eukaryota; Fungi; Ascomycota; Eurotiomycetes; Eurotiales; Aspergillaceae
Gene: glcA
Product: type 1 serine/threonine-protein phosphatase catalytic subunit GLC7
Exons: 4
Coding region: 1-975 (324 amino acids)
Cellular component (GO): cytoplasm; nucleus
Molecular function (GO): protein serine/threonine phosphatase activity
Source: RefSeq, a predicted model, not a curated record
AUGGCUGAUCAGGAGGUGGACUUGGACUCAAUCAUUGAUAGACUGCUGGAGGUGAGGGGCAGCCGUCCGGGCAAGCAAGUGCAGCUCCUGGAGUCGGAAAUCCGUUACCUCUGCACCAAAGCUCGCGAAAUCUUUAUCUCCCAGCCCAUCCUGUUGGAGCUGGAAGCGCCAAUCAAGAUUUGCGGUGAUAUCCACGGCCAAUACUACGACCUCCUACGCCUUUUUGAAUAUGGUGGUUUCCCACCAGAAGCCAAUUACCUGUUCCUUGGAGACUAUGUCGACCGCGGUAAGCAGUCGCUCGAGACGAUCUGUCUCCUUCUGGCCUACAAGAUCAAGUAUCCCGAGAACUUCUUCGUCUUGCGUGGAAACCACGAAUGUGCGUCCAUUAACCGCAUCUAUGGCUUCUACGAUGAGUGCAAGAGGAGGUAUAAUAUCAAACUCUGGAAAACUUUCACCGAUUGCUUCAACUGUCUACCCAUUGCCGCCAUCAUCGACGAAAAGAUUUUCACAAUGCACGGUGGUCUGAGCCCCGACUUGAACUCGAUGGAGCAAAUUCGUCGUGUCAUGCGCCCCACUGAUAUCCCCGACUGCGGUCUUCUUUGUGACCUUCUGUGGUCUGAUCCUGACAAAGAUAUCACGGGUUGGAGUGAAAACGAUCGCGGCGUGUCAUUCACAUUUGGCCCCGAUGUUGUAUCCCGUUUCCUUCAGAAGCACGACAUGGACUUGAUAUGUCGCGCCCACCAAGUUGUCGAGGACGGUUAUGAAUUCUUCUCCAAGAGGCAAUUGGUCACUCUUUUCAGUGCACCGAACUAUUGUGGGGAGUUUGACAACGCAGGCGCAAUGAUGAGUGUGGAUGAGAGCCUACUGUGUUCGUUCCAGAUCUUGAAGCCAGCAGAAAAGAAACAAAAGUACGUCUACGGGGGCAUGAGCUCAGGCAGGCCCAUCACUCCUCCGCGAAAGCAAAAGAAGAAGUAA